This is a messenger RNA of Populus euphratica (Euphrates poplar), 1391 nucleotides long. Its product is annotated as probable mitochondrial import inner membrane translocase subunit TIM21. The transcript has 8 exons. The record is from RefSeq and is a predicted model, not a curated record. Gene Ontology annotation, biological process: protein import into mitochondrial matrix. Gene Ontology annotation, cellular component: TIM23 mitochondrial import inner membrane translocase complex. The coding region runs from base 236 to 1162 and encodes 308 amino acids. Lineage: Eukaryota; Viridiplantae; Streptophyta; Magnoliopsida; Malpighiales; Salicaceae.
UUGCACGUGUCUGCAACCAAACCCCAAUUUGCUUGCCAUUGGGUUUUUGGGUUUGUCUCAGUAUCUCUAAUACAGUGCUGCACUGUAUGAUAUCCGGGUCUCAACUUAUUUUCUCAAGUUUCUUUUUAGGCGAAGUCCUGUUUUUACAAGGAGAAAAUUGAGUUGUUUUUGUAAUAAAGUUUUCAUCUCUUUGUUGCCAAGAGAAGAAAAGCAGAGAUUUUUAUAGUGUUAGAAAAUGCAGCAUAUCAGGAGAUGCAGUGGUCCUUUGAGAUCUCAAAAAGGGUUGUCUUUAUUUUUGGGCAGAAAAAUUCUUAAGGGAGUAUCUGAUGUGGGUUUGGCGGCCUUUUCAACAUCCAUGGUUGCACAAAGAGGUGCACUUGGCAAUCCAGUCACUAGGUUGCCAAAGUCAGAUUACGUGAGACAUUUUAGUGCCAACGCCAGCCAUUUGACUAAGGACAUACUUCGGCAUAAUGGUAUCCCUGCUAUCUAUGGAGGUCAGCCUAAUAGAGAAUACUUGAUUAGCCUUAGGUCAUCCUUUCAAAUCAUGGAAACCCAUGGGGAAAGCACCAUUAAUAUUUGCUUUGCUAGAUCUUUCGCAUCGAAAGCUUCAAAGAAAGAGACGGAUAAACAAUCUGAGACCAAAAAAGAUGUAUCUACUGUUGAGGAUCCUUUUGAUGCUCCAACAUACAAUAUCCCAGAGAAGCCUGUGACCUUUACAGAAGGUGCUUCCUACAGCAUUAUAAUUCUUGCAGGACUUGGUGUUGCAGCUGCUGCGGCUUAUGCUGUUUUUAAGGAACUGAUAUUUGAACCAAAAGAGUACAAGAUCUUUAACAAGGCUCUGAAAAGGAUUCAAGAUGACAGUCAGGUCAGAGUGAGAAUUGGAUCUCCUAUUACGGGUUAUGGUCAGGAAAGCAGAAAUCGUGCUGCUCGCCAACGUAUUCCCAAUAGGAUCUUUACUGAUGAAGAUGGUGUGGAACAUGUCCAGAUCAAUUUCUAUAUUCGUGGGCCGCAUGGUGCUGGGAAGGUUUCUGCUGAAAUGUUCAAAGACAAAGUGGACAAGCAGUGGAAGUAUACAUAUCUAAUUGUGGAGGUCAUGCAACCUUCGCGAUCCCAAUUGAUUCUGGAGUCAUAUAUGCCAGCGCCAGCACCAGUGGUCACGUAAAACAUAUACACGAGUAUGUCAUAGUUUAGAUAAGGUUUCUUUUGUACGAAUUUGAUCUGGAGUGGAGUCCCCAACUCUUGUCAAUAGAUAUGAAUAAUUUCUAGACAUUCUGGCGAGAUUGAUUCUUAGUUUUCUUUAGAGUUCCAGUUUUGUCCUUCCUAGCUGAUAAAAUUUUUUGUUCACUGAGAAAGCAAAGAUCUCUAAAAUCUGAUUGGUUGAUCACCUUAAC